Molecule: messenger RNA, 1149 nt
Organism: Daktulosphaira vitifoliae (grape phylloxera)
Lineage: Eukaryota; Metazoa; Arthropoda; Insecta; Hemiptera; Phylloxeridae
Product: protein BCCIP homolog
Exons: 6
Coding region: 142-975 (277 amino acids)
Cellular component (GO): nucleus
Source: RefSeq, a predicted model, not a curated record
GGAUAAUUUGAUUAAAAGGCACGUGUUUUUUUAUUUUUUACUAUUUAUUCUUUAAUUAACUUAUUCUUUAUUUUCAUCUAAAUAGAAAAUACUCAGAAAUAAAACUUAUAAAUUUAAAUUUUAAACUUUCGUUUAUCAAAAAUGUCAGCUCCAGCGAAAAAACGUUCAAUAGAACCUCGAAAAUCGAUUGGCAAUGCUUCAGAAGAUGAUAAUAUCGAUCAAAUGAUGAUUGAUGUUGAGUUUGAAGGGCGUAAUCCAGAGAGUUCAGAUUUUCAUGGUGUCAAACAAUUAUUACAACAAUUAUUUUUAAAAGCUCAAUUAAAUGUAUCAGACAUGGCUUCAGUUUUAGUCAAUCAACAAAGUAUUGGUAGUGUUAUCAAGCAAGUAUUUGAUGAUGAAGAUGAUGAUGAUGAUGUUGAUGUUAAUCAAGUUUUUGGUAUAACGACAAUUCUUAACAUAACUGAGCAGAAAAGUGAAUGUAUAGAACAAUUACAAAAAUUGAUGUUAAAUUUGAGUAAACAACAUGGUGAACCUAAAGUUGUUGAGUUUAUAAAUGAUUAUUUAGUUGUUAAAAAAAAACCAUUAGCGUUAUUAGUCAAUGAAAGAUAUGUUAAUAUACCACCAGCAAUAUCUGUACCUUUAUUGCAGUCAGUCAGUAAAGAAUUAACAAAUAUAAAAAACAAGAAUACAAUCAAUGAUUUUUCUUAUUUCAUAAUGAUUUGUAAACUGUACAAAAUGAAAGAACAUAAGAAUAAAAAAUCUGAUCAAGUCAUAUGGUCUAAUGCCGAAGAAGAAAUAUUUGAUGAAGAAUCUGAUUAUACGUUUGAAUUCUGUGUCAAAGAUGAAAAGGAUUCUGGUUUGGCCGGUAGUUGGGAAGAAGGUGACUGUGAAAUGAUCCCAUAUAGACGAGUACUGUUCUUUAAAUCAGACAAACUUGAUUCCAUAAUUAAAAAAAUUCAGAAUAUGUUAAGUUGAUUAUUAAAGAUUUAUAUAAUUAUUGUAUUUAUAUUAUUCUAUAAACAAUAAUGUGGAUAAUGCAAAUAGUUAAUGUUUUAAUAAAGUAAACAUAAUUUUAGGAAGAAUAAUUAAAUCAUUAUAAAUGAAUAAAAUAAUAUUAUUGUUUUUAUUUAACUAUAUAAUAAAAAUUGA